AUGUCCACCAAAGUGAUUCGCGAAACCAAGGUCCUCUUGACUCCUAACAACUAUGCCCUUUGGCUAUUACUGAUGGAGGCGAAACUCUUUAGAUCAAAACUUCUCAACAUCCUUGAAUGUCAAGUAGAACCGGAAGAAAAAGAAAAAGUAAAUUGGACAAAACUGAAAAACAACACCUAUGCUGAAAUCAUAGCUUACAUUGGUGAAGAAGUACUUGGGUUUGUCAGUUCCACUUUGCCUGCAACCCCUCGUUUCAACAGUCUGGGUCUCUGGAAGCUCUUGAAGUCACAAUACGCUAGCAACAAACUCACCUCUCAAACGACCGCUCUUGAUCAAUUCCUACAUCUCAGCUUUUCCUCUAUUGCCACGUUCAUCCCCACUUGA
This is a messenger RNA of Puccinia graminis f. sp. tritici CRL 75-36-700-3, 384 nucleotides long. RefSeq lists its product as uncharacterized. NCBI's taxonomy places the organism in Eukaryota, Fungi, Basidiomycota, Pucciniomycetes, Pucciniales, Pucciniaceae. The coding region runs from base 1 to 384 and encodes 127 amino acids. The record is from RefSeq and is a predicted model, not a curated record. The transcript has a single exon.